This is a messenger RNA of Chironomus riparius, 2120 nucleotides long. NCBI's taxonomy places the organism in Eukaryota, Metazoa, Arthropoda, Insecta, Diptera, Chironomidae. The record is from the annotation of a GenBank genome assembly.
UUCGCACACACUUAAAGUUUACAAGAAAUUUCGUGAUUUUUCUAAUAUUUUCAAUAAAACUGUAAAUUAAACAUGAUACAGCUCGCUGGAAGACUACAGACAACAUUAUAUAGAAGCAUAACAAGAACUUGCUUGAAUAAUUCACAGACAAUUAAUGCAUAUUCUAUCUUAAUUAACCGAAAUAAACACACAAAACACAGUAGCUCAAAAUCAAACAUCCAGCAGAAUGCAUUAAAAUUAGAUCCAACAAAGAAAUUCGACUGUCCACCACAAUCAUCUAGUAAUUCUGGAUCAUCCAAUACACUACCACCACCACCAAAAAAUGAUUCCAGCAAGUACAUAAUCGCUGGAGGAAUAGCUUUAGUAGCUGGAAUUGCCGGUUUUGUGUACUAUAAAAACUCACAAGAAAGUACUCAGGAUGAUAAAGCUCAAACAAAAAGUGAUGUCGAGAAAGAAGUUAAGAAAAUUGUUAAAUUUCGAUCUCCAGAAACAUCAGAGCACAUUCCUAAACAUAUAUCAUACCUGUUAAUUGGUGGUGGUACUGCCAGUUUUGCAGCAUUUCGAGCAAUAAAAUCGAAUGAGCCAAAAGCAAAAGUUAUGGUCGUGUCUGAUGAAGUUGUUUUUCCAUACAUGCGACCACCUUUAUCAAAAGAGAUUUGGUUUGAUAGUGAUUUAGGGCUUGAUAAGGCAAGAUUUAAGCAAUGGAAUGGAGCAGAGAGGAGCAUUUAUUAUGAACCGGAUGAAUUCUAUAUGAAUAUCGAGAAAAUGGAUGAAUCAAAAAACGGGGGAGUUUCAGUUAUUCGUGGAUAUAAAGUAACAAGCUUGAAUGUUAAUGAUCAGAAAGUUAUUUUAGACGAUGGAACUGAAAUUACUUAUGAUAAAUGCUUAAUUGCCACAGGGAGCGUUCCAAAGACAUUAGACGUAUUUGAUAGUGCAUCGCCAAAAGUAAAGGAGAAGAUAUUUACCUACAAAAGUAUAAAAGACUUUGAGAUGAUCAAAAAUCAUACAGACAAAUCAAAAAGUAUAGCUAUUGUUGGAAAUGGAUUCCUAGGGAGUGAAUUAGCUUGUGCUUUAUCUCACUAUGGAAAAGAAAAGAAUUUAAAAGUUUAUCAGCUAUUUCCUGAAACUGGUAAUAUGGCUAAAGUGCUGCCAAAAUAUUUAAGUGAAUGGACAACUCAGAGAAUUAAGGAUGUCGGCGUUGACGUGAUACCUGAAAGUCAAAUAACAAGUGUAGAAAUAUUUAAUGGAAAUCAAUUAAAAUUAGGACUUAGCAAUGGAAAUAGUGUAAUUGUAGAUUUUGUCGUUCAAUCAAUUGGAUCUGAACCAAAUGUAGAUUUAGCAAAAAAAGCAGCACUGGAAAUAGACAAUAGACUUGGUGGCUACGUUGUAAAUGCAGAAUUAGAAGCUAGAUCAAAUCUUUAUGCUGCUGGAGAUGCUGCAUGUUUCUAUGAUCCAAGACUGGGAAGAAGGCGUGUAGAACAUCAUGAUCACGCUGUUGUUUCAGGAAGACUAGCAGGCGAGAAUAUGGUUGGAUUAAAAAAGCCGUACAAACAUCAGUCAAUGUUCUGGUCUGACCUUGGUUCAGCCGUUGGCUUUGAGGCUAUUGGAUUAGUAAAUUCAUCACUUCCAACUGUCGCAGUCUUUGCAAAACAAAACAAGUUUGAUUUGGAUGAGAAACAUUUAGCACUCGAUGAGAUAGAAAAAGACAGCAAUAGUGAGGAAAAGAAGAAGAAAGUUGAAGAACAGAAAGGCAUUGAAAAUACUUCAGAAAGUACACCGAAAAUUGAAGCAAAUACUCUAGAAUGUAAACCGAAUGUCGAUAGCUACGAUAAGGGAAUUAUAUUUUAUAUGCAGGAAGAGCGAAUUGUGGGAAUUUUGCUGUGGAAUGUUUUCAAUAGAAUAUCAAUAGCUAGGAAAAUUCUAGCAAGCGACGAUACAUUUAAAGAUUUAAAUGAAGUUGCAAAGUUGUUUGACAUUUUCGAUCAAUAUCAUGAAGACAAGUAGAAACAACUAAACAUGUGUGUUUGUGUUAUCAAUGAAGUAAUUCCGUAAAUGUUUAAUGGGUGAGCGAAAAUUUUGAGAUAAUUCUUUGUCAAUUUAAAACUACUUCUUCUUUAUAC